AUGACCAACACAACUGAAAGAGGACCAAAGGAAGGGGGAAACAACCGACCCAACACGCGUUCCGUGACGUCAGCUGCCUUUCAGCCGACAACCCAACUCGCGCGUUCACCGACCGGUCUCCCCACCACCAACCCUAAUCUCGAAGAGAAUACAAGCAUUCUGGCGAUGGCAACAAAUCAAAACAAUACGAAUAUUUCGGAACAAAAACAAAACAUUCAAGUCGAUACACAAAGCCAACACAUGGACAUGUCAGAUACGAAUCCAAACACAAUGCGUAGACGCAAACGUCAAACGACAGUUCCCAAAACCAGUCUCCUCACACGACGUACGAGAGCGACAGGUUUGCGAACACCUGUCACGGCGGAACGAAUAGAUCGCACUCUCGCGGAAUAUCGCGCUGACCAAAUUCGAAACAAUGAUCGUUUCGAACAAUCGAUUCAACAAAUGUUGAAAACACAUUUGAAUUCGGCUUCUUCUCGACUCGAAAGUUUUCAAACUCAAAAUCGAAAAGAAUUAUACGAAUUUAAAGAAACCACCAUGGAAAUGAUAACAAGUCAUCAAGUCGAAAAUUCACAAGCCUUAAAAUCAACCCGUUUCGAAUUAAAUAAAGCUAUCGAAAAUCUCUCGCGACAAGUUUCAGAUAUUCACCUGAAACAAAAUCAAUCGCCUUGGCACGAUUCUCGAUGGGCAUUCGACACUACAGGGGAACACAUGCCCCAUUUGACAUGUCUUCCCCCCACCACCACAACCACGACAGUGACAACGACAACUACAGGUACUCUAACAUCGCUUGGCACGGGGACACAGCCGACAUAUAGCUUACCUUCCCUAAAAACCGCCACCCCGCUUUCUCGAGGACCACCCAUACAAUCACGUCAACUGCAGUUCCAAACCACCCCCACCUAUUUCGAUAACACCCUUCCAACUCCGGGACCCAGCGGAACCACGAACAUUCCAACGCCUAUCGCACCGCCACAGCCAGCACCGCGAACUGCCCUACCGAAUUUAUUAAAAAUUAUAAAAUCAUGGGACCUUAAAUACCCAGGUAAAUUGGACGCCACUGAUUUUAUAAACGAAUUCGAAAUUCGAAUGCUCGCGACAGCUGUAAAUCCGAACGACGUUCUACAGGCGUUAUCGAUGGUUUUCUCUGACCACGCGUAG
Leptopilina boulardi is the source of this 1161-nucleotide messenger RNA. RefSeq names its product integumentary mucin C.1-like. NCBI's taxonomy places the organism in Eukaryota, Metazoa, Arthropoda, Insecta, Hymenoptera, Figitidae. The record is from RefSeq and is a predicted model, not a curated record. The transcript has a single exon. Bases 1 to 1161 code for a protein of 386 amino acids.